Molecule: messenger RNA, 2187 nt
Organism: Pseudozyma flocculosa PF-1
Lineage: Eukaryota; Fungi; Basidiomycota; Ustilaginomycetes; Ustilaginales; Ustilaginaceae
Exons: 6
Coding region: 1-2187 (728 amino acids)
Biological process (GO): transmembrane transport
Cellular component (GO): membrane
Molecular function (GO): transmembrane transporter activity
Source: RefSeq, a predicted model, not a curated record
AUGGCGAGACCCAACGCGACAGAGCCCCAUACUCCGCCCGUCUACCUGGGCGCAUCCCUCACCCCUGGCUCACAAACGCCCGUCGACUCUACACCCGCCUCUUCCGCCUCGACCUACGACACGCGUGCACCGCCAAGUCAGGCCGCCGGCCUCGAAGAUGCCGACCCGGUCAAGGACGCCGAGUCAUCGUCAGCGGCGCCGGCGCUCGGUCGCUCUGGCACCCGCCUCAGCUUCAAGCCGGAUACAAAGGAGCGCGCCGCCGACGUCAAGGACGAACUGAUGCGCAGGCAACGAAGCCGUCGCGGAGACGCCGCCGUCGCUGCCACCGCAACACCGGGUCGCCUCGAGCGGGUCGGAUCGACGGCAUCGCAGUGCAACCGCUGCGCCAGCCCCAACUACCCGGCCUCGGCCCUCUCCCUCACCCAGACACGGUCGCAAGAUCCCUCGGCCAUCUACAUCGACUGGCCGCCAAACGACCCAGAAAAUCCCUUCAAUUGGCCCAAAGGUCAACGGUGGCUGUUGGCAAUGACAUGCUUCUUCUUCACCACCUGCACCGCCUUCAACGCCACCGGCUAUCCGAUCGCCGCACCUGCAGUUGUCGAAGCCCUUGACACGACGACCACGCUGUAUCUUCUCGGCAACACCCUGCACCUGAUAGCGGUCGCAGUCACUCCGAUGAUCCUGGCACCGGCCUCUGAAGUCUACGGACGUCGACCCAUCUUCCUGGUGGCGACCUUCCUGUUCACGGUCCUCUUCAUCCCACAAGCGCUCGCACCCAACAUUGCAGCGAUCCUCAUCUCGCGCUGGUUCCAAGGCAUGGCGGGCUCGGUCGGCAACAGCAUGGCCGCUGGGCUCGCGAGCGACCUCUUCGUUGCCAAGGACCGCGGCUUCGUCAUGAGCCUCUACGCCGUCUGCGUCUUCCUCGCCCAGGGUGCCUCGCCCGCCCUGACGACCAUCACCCUGGCCCAUCACUCGUGGCGCGUCGCAUUCUGGUGGUACGGCGCCGUCGCCCUCCUGGGCUUCGCGUGCAUGGUCCUCUUCAUGAAGGAGACGCGCGGGCCCGUGCUCCUCAGCCGGAGGGCGAGGAGGUUGACAAAGGAGACGGGCAAGCUGCACCGGUGCCGCGCCGACGACGAGAGGCUGAGCGUUGCCAUCAUGAUUCGCAUCUCCCUCGUCCGGCCGUUUCAGUACCUGCUGCUCGAGCCGACGGUGCUGAGCUUCUCGCUGUGGAUCGGCUUCCUCUGGGGCCUCAUCUUCAUCUCACUCGAGGCGGUGCCCAUUGUCUUUGCAGAGUACGGCUGGGACGCGACCGAACAGAGCCUCGUCCUCCUCACCCUGACGCUCGGCGGCGCGCUGGGAUACGGCUUCAACUUUCACCAGGAGCGCCUGUACGCGCGGCAGACCAAGAAGUACGGGGGCAAACCGCCGCCCGAGGCGCGGCUGUACUAUGCGUGCGCCGGCGCCGUCGUGGUCCCCGUCGGCCUCUUCAUCUUUGCAUGGACGGGUCAGCCGAGCGUGCACCCAGCCGCGCCCAUCGUCGGCUUGACCAUCUUUGCUACCGCCCUCUUCCCCAUCUACCUGGCAGUGUUCAGCUACCUCGGUGACGUCUAUGAGCGCUAUGCCUCGAGCGCACUUGCAGCGCAAUCGUUCCUACGAAAUGUCCUCGGCGGAUGCUUCCCGCUCUUUUCGGCCUCAAUGUACCGCCAACUGACGCCGCGCAUCGCGUCGACGGUGCUCGGCGCGCUCGCCGUGGCGCUGGGCAUCGUGCCCUUCAUCCUGUUCAGGUAUGGCGACCGCAUCCGGCAACACUCAAAGGCGGCUAUGGCGCUGCAGCGCGAGGAGCGCGAGGCCAUCGAGUUUUUCGAAAAGGAGGAGGCGCGGUUGCGCGCCAAGGAGGAGAGGAGGCUCAGGAGGGAGAGGGCGCAGCGGCAGCGGGACCAGGAGGGCGUGAUUGGAGAAGAAAAGGUGGUGGAGGAGGAGGGCGAGCACGAAGACGAGCGAGAGGAGAUGGAGGAGGCUAGGGACGAUGCGGAUCGCACGGAGGACGACGAGAAGGCGGCGGCGGCCGAGGGCAAGGACGACGAGGACCUCGAGCUGGGUCGCACCAGGUCAAAGCCCUCGCAGCUGGGCCGCCGUAUGUCGUCGUGCGACUGCGCAGGCGGCAUGCCCUCGGUCAGCAUCUCCUGA